AUGAACUUAGCAGUUGUAUUCGAUGAUGACUUAUUUAUUAUGGCAUUUUUAAAUUUUAAACCGUCGGCAGUUGAUGAUGCUAAAAUUGAUAACACUGAAUCUACCGAACAAGUGUUAUUCAAUAACAUUUUUCCUACUCCAGGAACCAUAAUCGCUCUGUUAGUAAAACUAUUUCCAUUCUUUAAUAAAAAUAUUGGAGUGAUUGAACCUUUUUUAUUAAAAUCAACAUGCUUGAAACCUGCUUGUGAAACAAGAUAUGAAUGA
Messenger RNA from Macrosiphum euphorbiae (potato aphid), 264 nucleotides. Lineage: Eukaryota; Metazoa; Arthropoda; Insecta; Hemiptera; Aphididae. The record is from the annotation of a GenBank genome assembly.